AUGGAUGGAUUUUACAGUGAUUCUCUGAAGAUAAACAUGCUCUUCAUAAGACAGGGCAAUGAUCCAUACGCUUCCACUUACAACCCAGGAUGGAGGAAUCACCCGAACUUCUCAUGGAAGGACAAUGGGGGUAAUGCCAACAAUCAGGCAGGUCCGAGCUUUCAGGGCGGACAGAGGCCACAACACAAUCAGGGCAACUACCAGAAUCAAGGGAACUUUCAGAAUCAAGGGAAUUUCCAACAUCAGAACAACCGACCGCAGCAUCCUCCUGGCUUCCAACAAAGAGAGCAAGGCGAGUCUCUCCACAGCAAGUUUGAUAAAUUGAUGGAGAUGAUGAUGAAGAAGGAUGCCGAGACGCAGCAAACAUUUAAAAAUCAUGCUGCCACAAUUCAUAACCUUGAGGUGCAGAAUCAGCAGAUGGCUAAAGCACUGCAAAGCAGAAGUCAGGGGGGUUUACCAUCCACUACUGAGGAAAACCCCAGAGAGCAUCUCAAGGCUAUUGAGUUGAGAAGUGGGAAAGCACUGGAUGAUCCAUAUGCAGGACGUGCUACAGUUGGGGCGGAAAAGGAACAGUGUGAGGGUGGUGAGCCUGAAAAGGUAGUUGCUAAACCACCUCCACCACCUCCUUUUGUGCCAAAGGUGCCAUUCCCACACAGAGUGAAGAAGCCGCAGGACACUUGGAAGUUUCACAAAUUUCUUGAAACUUUCAAGAAGCUACAGAUUAACAUCAGUCUGGCAGACGCAUUGAGAGAGAUGCCGCACUAUGCAAAGUUUCUCAAGGAGAUCAUCACCAACAAGCGGAGUUGGGAUGCAGAGGGACCAGUACCGAUGACAGAAAACUGCAGCUCAAUCAUAUUGAGCAGUCUACCGACCAAGCUUAAGGAUCCAGGAAGUUUCACUAUCCCUUGUACUAUCGGUAACAUGCAUAUGUUUGGUGAUCAACAGGUACAGGCUACGCCGAUGAUGUUGCAGCUAGCGGAUCACUCUCUCAAAAAGCCACAUGGGAUUGUGGAAGAUGUCCUAGUGAAGGUCAACAAAUUCAUAUUCCCUGUGGAUUUUGUUGUCCUUGACUACGCAGCGGACAAGGAGUGCCCGAUGAUAUUGGGGCGGCCAUUCAUGAACACUGGCAGAGCUCUUAUCGAUGUUCAUGAUGGAAAGCUGACUCUGAGAAUUGGGGAUGAGAGAGUUGAGUUUGACAUGAGAAAGAUCACACGCCAUCCCAAUUCUGGAGGUGAAUGCAUGCGGGUAGACAUGGUGGAUGAGUUAGUGGAAGAACAACUGGCAGAAACCAAUGCCAUCCUGCAGUCUAUGCCGAAUGAAAGGGAGGAGUACUUAGAGGAACCAGUCCUCGAACCACUGUUGAAAAGCAAGCACAUCACUCCUCCCUCCUCUGAGAAGCCACCAAAAGUGGAGCUUUAUAUCAAAAACUUGUCUUUAAUAGUCAAAUACGGGCUAAAACGUCAAUUUCGCCGGCUGCUAUCGAAGGGGGCACGACGUGCAGGAGUCAAGGGCACGUCGUGCCCUUCUUCAUUCCACACCGCACGACGUGCACAGCAAGACCGCACGUCGUGCGGUCCCAGUUUUCUUCAAGCACGUCGUGCUCAACGACGUGCUCUCCCAUCUCCAAAGUUCUGGACACUGGACCCUGACGUGCUCCCAACGUGCUCCCAACGUGCACGACGUGCACUUACAGAUUUUGGCUCCAAACCUCCGAUUCUUGCUUCAAAUGCUUCCCGAGUCCUCCGCAAGUCCAAAAUCACUCUAAUAAGCUCCGAAAUCAUCCGUUUUCAUGCAUAUACCUGA
Mercurialis annua (annual mercury) is the source of this 1803-nucleotide messenger RNA. RefSeq lists its product as uncharacterized. Lineage: Eukaryota; Viridiplantae; Streptophyta; Magnoliopsida; Malpighiales; Euphorbiaceae. The record is from RefSeq and is a predicted model, not a curated record. Bases 1 to 1803 code for a protein of 600 amino acids. The transcript has 4 exons.